Molecule: messenger RNA, 969 nt
Organism: Prunus mume (Japanese apricot)
Lineage: Eukaryota; Viridiplantae; Streptophyta; Magnoliopsida; Rosales; Rosaceae
Source: RefSeq, a predicted model, not a curated record
AUGAACUGUAGGCUUUUUAUUGGGUUAGAUGCCUGCCAUCUAAACGGGGUUUAUGGUGGACAGUUGCUUACAACAGUUGGGAUUGAUCGAAAUAACGAGACUUGGGUGCUAGCAUAUGUUGUGGUUGAGAUGGAAACAAGGGAGUCAUGGACAUGGACAUGGUUCAUUGAUCUGUUGGCCAAGGAUGUGGACAUUGUUAAUUCCUAUGGAUGGGCUUUUAUAUCUGACAAGCAAAAAGGAUUGCCUGGUGCAUUUGAAGACAUUGUGCCUAAUGCUGAGACAAGAUUCUGUGUGAGGCACCUUUGGGAUAACUUCAACAAAACGUAUAAAGGUAAAGUAUUGAGGGAUCAAUUAUGGACAUGUGCUAGAGCUACCAAUGUGCCUUGUUUUAAAUAUCAAAUGGAAGUAAUGAAGACCUUAGAUAGCAAUGCAUGGGAAUGGCUUGCUGAGAAGCCACCAACACAAUGGAGUAAGUCUCAUUUCAAAACACAUAUUAAGUGUGAUAUGCUGCAGAAUAACUUGUGUGAAAGCUUCAACAAUAGUAUCAAAAUAACAAGGGACAAACCAAUUAUCACAAUGCUAGAGAUGAUCAGGUGCUUGUUGAUGAGAAGGAUCCAAUGGAGGAGGGACAAGAUGAGCAGUUGGCCUCAUCAAAUAUGCAAGAACAUUUUUGACCAUGUGCAACAAAAAAAGUUAGAAGCAUGUAAUUGUACUGUGCAGUGGUCUGGUGGUCCUAAAUAUCAAGUGGAUGCAGGAAAAGGUGACCAAUAUGUGGUGAAUUUGGAUAAUCAUCACACUUGUUGCAGAAAGUGGGACUUGUCAGGCAUUCCUUGUGCUUAUGGAAUUGCUGCCAUACAUUACAAAGGAGGUAAAGCUGUGGAGGAUUAUGUGCAUUCAUACUACAACAAGGACAGUUACUUGGCCUUCUAUAACAAUCUCAUUAUGCCAAUUAAUGGAUCACAGCUAUAG